Messenger RNA from Musa acuminata AAA Group (dessert banana), 4917 nucleotides. Its product is annotated as vacuolar protein 8-like. Gene Ontology annotation, molecular function: protein binding. The record is from RefSeq and is a predicted model, not a curated record. Bases 2943 to 4661 code for a protein of 572 amino acids. Lineage: Eukaryota; Viridiplantae; Streptophyta; Magnoliopsida; Zingiberales; Musaceae. The transcript has 5 exons.
UGACUACAUAUUAAAAGUUAGGCAUUGAUAUUAUUCCUUCCAGAUUGGGAGUCUGUGGGUGUUGACCAGUAAAACAUGGCCAUGUUUAUUGGUCUUCUCUUGGAGUUUGGGAAUCUGUGGGUGAACAUUAAAACAUGAGCAUGUUUAUUGGGCAUCUCUUGGAUCAUUCCGGGAGAACUUAACUAUUAUAUUAUUAUUAUUAUUAUUACUAUUAUUAUUAUUUAUCAUCAUCAUUAUUUAAUAUGGAUGUCAGGACAAUUAAUUUAGGGGACUGUAUAUAACCUUAAUAUAACUUUUUUGGCAGGCAGGCCUACUCUGCUUUCGUUUCGUUCACUACACUGCCUCUCUCUCUCUCUCCUUUGGCAUCGGCUGUGGGCUUCGCCUUCGGCGAUGACGGCCCCCAACAUCGAGACGAUCGCCGCCUCGCUGAGGAGCUGUUCGUUGGGGGGAGGCGGACAAGCCGAGCAGUCGCUGCCGCGGCCGCACCUCGUGGGGGCCAGCGGCGAGAGCAAUGAGGGGAUCACGGCGGAGUUGAACUCGGACGCCGCCCUCCCGUACCACCUUGACAUGCUGUUUUCAGUGUGCUUGGGAUUUUGCAGAUCAAUCAAUAAAGCCUCCCAUCUCAUCACUCGUUAUCAUUUGGCCAAAUGAUCCCAAAUACCUAGCUGAGAGAUGACAAAUCAUCGACGAUCGUGGUUGAAGUUGGAAGAACUUUCUCAGCCGUGCAACACCUGACGCAGUACCAGGUAGGGUUAGCGACAAUGAAGAAGAGUUCUGGGUCCAGCAUGAAGGAUAAAAGCCUCUUAGAGUAGCCAAGGAGACUGCCUACAGAAAACUCAAUACAAUUCAUGAUGUGCUUCGAUGGCAUGCAUCCUUUAAGAGACUGUAGGCAAGUCAUCCUUGGCUUGACAAAGACACUCUUAUCCUCAUGGAAGACCCUUCUUCUGCUCCACAAUUUCAUAUAACAUAUUCUCUUGAUCUUCUCGGAUCAGUUUUCUGCAACUACACAAUCCUGUGCACAAAAAGAGAGACAUCAAGUUAGCAAUAUCUUCCUAGUUUAAUCCUUGGGAACAGUUCUAGUUGACAAGAGAUACAUUGACCUUGUUAGGUCUUUCAAGUUGGCAGGAGAUGACUUUAUCCAAGUCACAAGGAUUAGCAACUUGCUCAAAGUUGGAAAAGGACUCCAAAUCUUUCUGGAAAAAAUGUGUAUCUUCAUGAACUUUUUGUCUUGUCAUGCCUGGUGGCUAUACCAUUGGAAUCCAAUAGAUAUCAAUGAUAUCCACCACUUGCUCCCUCCAAAUUGCGUGACCCUUUGUGCAGGUUCUUACUGUUUAUUCUGAAGAGACGAGCACUUAGCCUGCAUUACUCUGUCCCAAAUCUUAACCCAAUCAAUCGAAGCAUACAUGGCACCUGAUAGCUUAGACAUUAAAGCUUUCAUUCGAUGGAUUGGAGUCAUUGAACAGCAACACCACAGUCACUGCUCUGUUACACAGCUUUCAACAUUGGGCUUAGCUUUGUCUAUGCCCUGUCAAGAGCAAUUUCCAGGUGAACCAGUGAUCAGAACACUGACAGGUGUUUGCAGAGUAAUAUAUGGGAGGAAGAAAGAGCAGAAGGUGGUCACAUCUUUGAAAGUAAUGCAUGCUGCAUGAGUACUAGAUUCUGUAAUUAAUAUGUCAGUCUUUAUCACUUCAUAUCUCCAUAAGCACAUGCAACUGUGUCUUCCACUAAAGAGCAUCGAGUCUUGGAAAUUCUUCUUAAACAGUUGCUCACUUUAUUCUCUUAUAUGCUGCAAAGAUCUGGAAAUGCUUUUUCUGUGAAUGAUUGCCAGACUGACAGUGGUUUCAAUCAGGUGAAUAUAAUUCCAGGGUCAUUUGUGAGCUGUUCAUCUGAAUGAAUCUUGCCUGUUGUUUGUUCAUGCAGGCAAAAAGCCAUACUUUAGCCUGAGUGAAACCAGAAUCUACAUCCACAUGAUCAGGCAUCAAGUCAUGCCAAAAUCUUCUCUCUCUGCAACUUCAUGGUAAGAUCAUUACAUUAAUGUUGGCCAUGUGCUAAUCAUAUUUUACUGGCAGCUUAAUUAUUGGAAGGUACCUCUUAUACCCCUCCAAAAUAGUUUUUUUAAUAUGUGCAGUACAUGUUAAGCAAAUCAAGGUAUAUAUAUAAUUUUCUAGUCCAUGAAUUAUAUAUACUCUUAUAUACAUGCAUACUUGUCCUAAUGUUCUAUGUAUUAGCAUCUUAUGAGUUAGAAAUCUCUGCCUUUUGAUUUAUUCUCAUAAUCAUGUCUCAUCUCUCUCUUGAGCCAACUCAAGAUGUCAAACUCUCGUCUAUUCCACGAGAAUCUCUCUCUAUUAUCUUUGUUUUCUUACCUUUGCAGAUCUUUCUCUUCACUUGCCACAACAAUUGAUGUUUGCCCUGCCACCAGCUUCCUGCAAGUUGACUGACUUCAUGAGAAGAAGCAGUAACAAUUAACGCACAAAAUAUUUCUCCUACCAUCAUUGGCUCUCCUGCAUUAGUUGGUGGACACUGCAUUUUCUCCAGCAAAUUCCCAACGUUUGUUCAUGAAUGGAUGCCGAAAUAAUGUCACCAAAAUCGUAUACUGUGGAAGCAUAAUCGGUGGGUCAAAAUCACAUUUCCCAAAGUCAACACAAAAUGGCAUCCUCCUUUCCACGGGUCAACGAGCCACGCCACCGUGACAUCCACGUCAAAGCCAAAAAGGCUUAAAAGAAACGCACCGCCGAGUUUAAUCACCCGAUUGGUGAUGUGCACGUGGGACCCAUUCACCCGGCGUCGUCGAGUCUUUUAAGAAGUGGAUGGAAAGAUGACGGCGACUCCUUGCCUCCGCUUUACACCGGCUUUGAUUCCUUCGCUUCUUUUGGCUUUCGGUUUGGAUUCCACUGUGAACACUGUGACUUGCGGCUGCUAUUCGUCCUUUCGCUGCUUUCCCGAUGUGCCCCCGUGUUGCUGCCACCAUGGAGGCUGCGCUCCCCGCCGACGAUGGUGACGAGCUCCCCCGCUGUCGCCACCUCCUCGCCUCCCUUUCCGCCGCCGCUUCCGCCGCCCAGUCGUUCCGCGGCCUCUGGUCCUCCGUCGCCGCCGCAGUCUCCCGCCUGUCCGCGGCCCUCGACGGCCUCGCCGCCCACCCCCCUAACCCCCUCGCCUCGGACCUUCUUCGCUCCCUCGCCCUGACACUCGCCCCAGCCCUCGCCCUCGCCAUCCGCUGCCGUUCCCCUGACCCUCCCGCCGCCAGGCUCCGCACCCAGAGCGAUAUCGCGGCCGCUUCCGCCGCCCUCCACCAGCUAGCCGCCGACGCCGACGUCCUGCUCGGCUCUGGCGCCCUCCUCGACCCGCCGUCGCCGCCGCUGGAGGCAGCGGGUGGGAGCUCCCGCCUCGAGUCCGUCCGGGCGGAGGCCAGAAGCCUCGUGACCCGCCUCCAGAUCGGGAGUUCCGCUUCGAGGAUCGCUGCCUUGGAUUCUCUGCUCGACCUGCUUCGCGAGGACGACAAGAACGUCGUAGUCGCCGCCGCCAGCGGGUUGGUGCCGGCGCUGGUCCGUCUCCUCGACUCCGCCGCUGGCUCCGCUUCCUGCCACGAGACGAGGGAGAAAGCCGCGGCGGCGAUCGCGAGGAUCUCGGCCGUGCAGAGCUGCCGCCAUCUCCUGCUGGCGGAAGGCCCGCCCCUCCUCAAUCACCUCUCCCGCGUCCUGGAGUCCGAGGGAGGCGCCGCAAAGGAGAAGGCCUGCGUGGCCCUCCAAACCCUAACGCUAACUUGGGAAAACGCGGUCAUCAUCGGGUCCCGCGGCGGGAUCGCAGCCCUCCUUGGGAUCUGCCGCUCAGGAACGCCCUCCGCCCAGGCCACCGCAGCCGCAGUGCUGAAGAACCUCGCAAUGGUUCAAGAACUCCGGCAGAACUUCAUGGAAGAGAACGGUGUCCCCGUCCUCAUUAGGGUUUUGGCCUUCGGGACCCCUCUUGCCCAAGCGAACGCUGUCGGUUGCCUCUGUAAUCUAUCAGCCGGCGAAGAAUCGCAGAGCAUAAAGCUAUCUAUCUUCAAAGAAGGCGCUUUGGAAUGCCUAAAGAACCACUGGGAAGCAAGCGGCAGCGGAGAUGGUCAAAACCUCGAGGCUGCAAUCGGCUUACUAGGAAAUCUGGCAUCUUUUAGGUACAUUGCUGAGAUCGUUGCCACCGCUGGUUUGCUUCCUCGUGUCAUCUCUGCACUGGAGAACAGCCAGCCAGGAACAAGAACAGAGGCAGCCAAGGCAGUCGCUGAAUUGGGUUCGGUCAUAGGGAGGACGAGGAAGGAAUUCGGGGAUGCGGUGCCUCUACUGGUUCGCAUGUUGGAAGCCAAAACUGGGGAGGAGAAGGAAGCUGCCACGAGGGCUUUGGCUUCUCUGAUGUCAUUCCCGGAGUACCAAAGAUUACUGAGGAAGGAGGAGAAGGGGAUUGUUAAUGUGGUUCAGCUCCUUGAUCCUUUAGUUCGUGAUUUGGAUAAGAGGUAUGCGAUAUCGGUAUUGGCAUUGAUUUCGCAGUCGAGCAAAUGCAGGAAGCAGAUGGUGGCUGCAGGAGCUUGCGGGUACCUUCAGAGACUAGUGGGGAUGGAGGUGGAUGGUGCAAAGAAGCUUCUUGAGAACUUGGGAAGGGGAAAGAUACUGGGAGUGUUUCCAAGAACAUAAGCUCACAGAGCCAGCAAGAAGGAUUCUAAGUUUAAAGGGUGCUGCUCCCUGAUCUGUAUGUAACAUUAACACUAUCUCAGUAAUUGUUUUCUUCAACCUUUCGGUAGAUGAUUUUGUCCCGAUAUCGUGGUGUACAUGCUUUCGAUCGUUGAGUUCUUGAUGAGGUUGUUGGUAUGUGAGUAGAGAUAGAGAACAACCAAUCCCAUGUUCAAAUUUUCAGUACUUUUAAUAGUCAAUGUCUACAUUAUAUUUCUAA